UGCACGCUUGAACCCACCAUGACAGCAGCAGGGGGUGGCUCUGAGGCUCCGAGGCUCUGAGGACAGUCGUCCACUCUCAGCACAGCUCCGGCCCCUCCCGUGACCUUCCUCUGGUAAAAACAUCCCGCUCACGUUUGCAGGGCUUCUGUCUGACCACCGACACCCGCAGGACAGAGUCCUGUCCAGUCAGUCCAGAGUCACAACGUUGGCAGGGAGAAAGUCAACUAUGGACGGUCCGGGCAAAGCAGCGGCCACACACGCCGAGGGAGUGAAGGUGGACCUGAAAGGAGCUGAAGCAGACCCCGCUGAAGGCUGCGGCUUCUGCCUGAAGAAAAUACGGCACUCAGUUCCGCAAAAGUACAGAGAUGAGUUGGAACAGCUAUUCAAACUGGCGGGACCGGUGAUCAUUUCCCAGCUGAUGAUCUUUAUGAUCAGUUUUGUCAGCAUGGUGUUCUGCGGCCACCUGGGAAAAACUGAACUAGCCGGGGUUUCGUUGUCGAUUGCGGUGGUUAACGUCACCGGUAUUUCCGUUGGCACCGGUUUGUCAUUAACCUGCGAUACGCUCAUAUCACAGACCUAUGGGAGCGGUAACCUGAAGCGUGUGGGUGUGAUUCUCCAGAGGGGGAUCCUGAUUCUGCUGCUGGCCUGUUUCCCCUGCUGGGCCGUCCUCAUCAACACCGAGCCGCUCUUGCUGGCCGUCAAGCAGAGUCCAGAGGUUGCCAGACUCUCGCAGAUGUAUGUGAACGUAUUCAUGCCUUCUUUACCAGCUGCCUUUAUGUACCAGCUCCAGGCAAGGUACCUCCAAAACCAGGGAAUUAUAUGGCCUCAAGUUAUAUCUGGAGCAAUCGGAAAUAUCCUGAACGCAAUAAUCAACUAUGUGUUCCUGUAUCCUCUGGAUAUGGGUGUUGCUGGGUCUGCAGCAGCUAAUGCUAUCUCCCAGUAUGUGCUGGCUGUGGUCUUGUUUGCUUACAUCUGCCUGAAGGGUCUCCAUAAGCCUACAUGGGGAGGUUGGUCGCUGGACUGCCUCCAGGAGUGGGGAUCGUUCAUCCAGCUGGCCAUCCCCAGCAUGCUGAUGCUCUGUCUGGAGUGGUGGAUCUUUGAAGCGGGAGGAUUCCUGGCCGGAGUGAUCGGUGAAGUCGAGCUGGGAGCGAACUCCAUCAUAUACGAGCUGGCGAUUAUUGCUUACAUGUUUCCUUUAGGAUUCUCUGCUGCUGCUAGUGUUCGUGUUGGAAAUGCUCUUGGUGCCGGGAACAUUGAACAGGCCAAGCUGUCCUGCAAAGUCCCCUUGGUCUGUGCAUUCAUAAUCGCAUGUGUUGUCGGAGCAAUUCUUGGUGCCUGCAAAGACGUCAUUGGAUACAUUUUCACCUCAGAUCAAGAUAUUUUGUUGAGAGUUUCUGAUGUCAUGGUCAUCUUUUGCUUCACACAUCUGUGUGAUGCUGUCGCAGGUGUUACUGGAGGCGUCCUCAGAGGAACCGGAAAGCAGCUGAUUGGUGCUCUAUGUAACCUGGUGGGCUACUACUUCAUCGGUUUCCCCAUUGGCGUUUCCCUGAUGUUUGCAGCCAAGAUGGGGAUUAUAGGGCUGUGGACGGGACUUACAGUUUGUGUGUUGAUGCAGUCGAUUUUCUUCAUCAUAUAUCUGUCCAAGCUGAACUGGGAGAAGGCUGUAAAAGAGGCUCUUGUGAGGGCAGGAGUGCAGAGCAAAGAAGAAAAAGAUACGACCAAGAUGCAAAAUUCAGCCUGCAACCAGAGCCAGGUUGGUGCUGCAGCAUCUCGUGAUGAGGAGGACCAUGUGUACCAGGAGACCCAUCCUUCAGAGCAGAGUAAACCCACCACCACAGUGGGGGACGUCCUGUCGGGGACUCAGCUGGUUUUGCGGCGAGGGCUGGCGGUGCUGGUCAUGUUCAUCAUCCUCGCUGCGGGAAUUGUGGCCUCACACUUCCUCACUAAGAUGCUGGAGUGAUCCCUCCUAAUAGUGUCAAGUUGGCAGUCAAAUUCACGAGCGUUGGGGUUUGAUGGGACAGUUUGGCUGAAUCUUAUUUUGGUUAAAAUGGCCUCUCAGUCAUAUGCUGAACAAAUGUAACUGCGGCCAAACCAAACCAAGCUUAUUUUAGAAACAUCAGACAAGUGUUUGCUGUUUUACUAGCCUUAAAAUGUUUCAGUAAAAGCUGGUCUUUAACAUUAAUGAAUGAUAAGUCUCCAACAUGUACUUGAUUUUAUUGUAAAGCAACUGUGCAUUUAAGGAAUGUGAAAUAAUUUAGCACACUUAAAAGUUAAAUAGGGCUGUACAUCCUCACUGCCCAGUUGAAGUCAGGUUUAUGAGUAGCAGCUUUAAUAAGUUUUUAUUAUCACACACCACACAGGCUGUAAGACAUUUAUAGAACCAGCACUGUCUGACAGUAGAGCGUCUAUAUCAUGUUGAAGAUUGAGUGCAUAAAAUACAACCAAAGAUGGGAAUAAAGCGUGUAACAUAAACAUGACGAUAUACUGUAAAGCUAACAUAAUGCGUUCCUUAACUGACCAAUAGUAUAGUUUUUAUUAUUAUCAGAUGGCCAGUCAUUACCCAAAUGCAAGACAUUAAGCCUUAACUAUGUGGACACCUGCGGCCAGUAAAGUGCCGUGUGGUACACUGAGUAACUUUAUACCUAGGGGUAAAUAUAUUCAUAUAUGUGCAUAUAAAAUAACUGUUCGAUGCGCUUUUUUAAACGCAACCCUUUAUUCUAAAGUCUUUGAUAGUUGUCUGUUUUUACGUCAAGUAAACAGUGUUUGUGAUUCUUUGCCCAUAUUAAGAGCAAAAUAUUUUGACCAUUUUUAUAAAAAUCUAUAACUGCCACAAACACAGACAAAUCAUAGAAAAAUGUCUCCACAUGCCUUAACAGAAACACUAUCCUGUUCUCCACUGACGCUGUCAUUAAAGUAAGAUCAGAUUUUCAAGAAGCUUAUCAUGGAUCAUAUAUCCAGGAUAGGGUGAAAGUCCACAUUUUUCACCCUAAGACAAUAUAACAGUGAUCAUUAUUAAAACAGAAUAUUUUUCAUUUUUGCCUUAACAAGGCAGCUGCUCAACUAGAUCUACCGCUCCAGCUUCUGUUCAUCUUUAUCAUUAUUUUCUUCUUUGAUUCCUGUCACAGUUUCAGAGGUUUGAAUUUUUCAGUGAUUCUCACAGUUGAAGUGUAUUUUCAUUUCUAAGAAUUCUUCAGCUUCAAAGCCUCGUGCCUUGACUUGUCUUUACCUUUGGAACCUCUGAACCUCACAUAUUGGGGUACCCCACAUGUCCAUAUGUGACUAGGACGGACGUCCCAUGCGUCAAUAUAUGACGAGUUGGGAGUGAGAACGGGUCAUGUCUUCAUAGACAAAUAAUUGCCUUUUGAUCCUGCUGCUGAUAAUGGUCUGGAAGGAAAAGUAUU
Messenger RNA from Gambusia affinis (western mosquitofish), 3401 nucleotides. Its product is annotated as multidrug and toxin extrusion protein 1-like. Lineage: Eukaryota; Metazoa; Chordata; Actinopteri; Cyprinodontiformes; Poeciliidae. The record is from RefSeq and is a predicted model, not a curated record. Gene Ontology annotation, biological process: xenobiotic detoxification by transmembrane export across the plasma membrane. Bases 227 to 1960 code for a protein of 577 amino acids. The transcript has 16 exons. Gene Ontology annotation, cellular component: membrane. Gene Ontology annotation, molecular function: xenobiotic transmembrane transporter activity; antiporter activity.